CGCCGUUCUCAAUUAUGAAAUGGAAUUUGGAUUCAGGAUUUCUGACCAUUCACCUUCAUAACCAACGAUCUUCUUUGUGCCCUAUAUUUCUCUUCCAAUGAAUGCAAAUCAAUCUGCCGUCGUUGAUUUCCUCAGAGCAGCAAUGGACAACGAACGCGGAGGCAGAAUACCUAAACCUCCGACCAGGUUGCAGAAGCAGGCGCCGGCCGGUCUUUAUCUCGAUCAGCUUUCGAGCGUCUCAAUGUCUUCUGUUGGUACCGAGAUUUCUUCGAAGACGGUUCUUCCUCUGCUUUCGCCGCUCCCUUCGUCGCCACAGCCUUUUUCUGAAACUGAGGGAAAUAGAAUGUUGACGAACGGAAAUGGUGCAGACAGCGGCGGCAAUGGCGAUCAAAGAGGUAUAGUUUUCGCAUCUCCUGGUGGCUGGCAACAUCCGGCGGUGGCUGCGACAUACGCCGAUCCUUCCACGCUGUUUACUUUCUUUCAAUCGAAGUGCAUCAUAACCAGUAACACGCCGUGAGAAGAUGAUGGCUGGAUCGAGUCUCGUAUGCUCUACGUAAAUCCAUGUACAGUAUGUGUGUGUGUGUGUGUGUGUCGCCGCUUGGAUUAAGAUCUCCACGAAUGCUUCUGGUUUCAUGUUGUAUUAUUGAUAAAUUGUAACGCGGGAAAUCUCUCAAACUUCCUGCUCCUAAUCUAACAGCCGCUUCGUUUCCACUUCGUUCCUGUUCAAUUCAUUUCUCUCGGUCAUUUCUUGUAAUUUGUUCUCUACUUUCAAGUCUCCAUCAUGAAUCCGAUUUCGCCAUUGAAAGUUAUGCUGC
Molecule: messenger RNA, 815 nt
Organism: Cucurbita pepo subsp. pepo (vegetable marrow)
Lineage: Eukaryota; Viridiplantae; Streptophyta; Magnoliopsida; Cucurbitales; Cucurbitaceae
Source: RefSeq, a predicted model, not a curated record